This is a messenger RNA of Gongylonema pulchrum, 710 nucleotides long. Lineage: Eukaryota; Metazoa; Nematoda; Chromadorea; Rhabditida; Gongylonematidae. The record is from the annotation of a GenBank genome assembly.
AUGGGACAAUCAAAGCCACAGUUUGAGAUUUCACACAUAUUCUCAAAAAGUUGUUGGGAAGGCGAACUUUUUAGGAUUCUCAAAAAUGCGAUUUCAGAUACCGAGUCGGACGUCGAUCUUUUGGUGCCGUUGAAAAGCGCGCUGAAUGAUCGAGCUGAACUUUACAAAGCCAAAGGUCUUGAAGGCUUUCCGGCCGUUGGAAUAAAGCGCGGGAUCGAAAUAGUUGUACCGUACCGGCAAUACCUUCCACGGAAGUUUUUCCGAAAUUUUGCUUUUACGGCAGUGGUUCGACCGGAUGAUCGUCAAGGAGGAUAUUUGUUCGCUGUUGUUAAUCCUCUCGAUACAGUCGUUGAUCUCGGUGUGGCACUGGAAUUCGCUGGUGACAGCCAAACAAAUAUUUCACUGCUUUAUACAGACUCGAGUAAGGAAACCGAAACCAUGGCGCUAGCUUCUUUCUUAGUCCCCGAAUUUACCGGCCAGUGGGCUAAAUUUGCUUUGGAAGUGCACGAAGACAGCGUUGUCUUGUAUUUUAGAUGUACACGUUUCGCAACAAGACAGGUGAAAAGAAAACCCGUGCAGUUAGUUAUGGACGAUGCUCAUAAAUUAUAUAUUGCAAGCGCUGGGCCAAUCUUAAAACGAGGAUUUGAGGUUAAUUACUGCAUCCGAAAAAAAAAAACUUUGCACUCAAUUUAUCAUUCGAACUUUUAAAC